This is a messenger RNA of Verticillium nonalfalfae, 297 nucleotides long. RefSeq lists its product as uncharacterized. The coding region runs from base 1 to 297 and encodes 98 amino acids. The record is from RefSeq and is a predicted model, not a curated record. NCBI's taxonomy places the organism in Eukaryota, Fungi, Ascomycota, Sordariomycetes, Glomerellales, Plectosphaerellaceae. The transcript is spliced from 2 exons. Gene Ontology annotation, molecular function: oxidoreductase activity.
AUGAAGUUUGCCGCCGCUCUGUCCGUUGCUUCACUUUACCACUCGACGCCCGAAUUCCGUGACUUCGGCCGUGUUGAGAACGCACCGCCCAUUCUCGAGUUCGACGGCGCUGCAGAAUUCUGGGUACACAACCUGGAGACUUUCCAAUCGAUGGGAAGCGAUCCAGAGUACCUCAACAAGAUUCAGCCUGACGAGGCAAACUUUAUUGACCCAGAAUCAAUCCGAAUGAUCAUAGGGGUAGACUAUAUCGUUGUGGAGAGCCAAAACACGGUCAUGGAGCACGGUCGAUCUUUCUGA